Molecule: messenger RNA, 1776 nt
Organism: Klebsormidium nitens
Lineage: Eukaryota; Viridiplantae; Streptophyta; Klebsormidiophyceae; Klebsormidiales; Klebsormidiaceae
Source: the annotation of a GenBank genome assembly
AUGGGAGAGCAUAGAGAGAUGACAGAGGAGAUCGUGCUGCUGCCGCCCCAAGAGCCGCAUGUGACGCGGCUCCUGAAUAUUUUACGCCAUCAUGCAUUUGCUCUGGACCUGUCCGCGCUUGGGGCUGGAAAGACGUUCUCUGGUUCGAAGAUCGCACUCGAAUCGGGCCUGCCCAACGUAAUAGUGAUCAGCCCCGUCUCGGUCCAACCAAAAUGGCAGGAGAUGCACGAGAAGUAUGGGGUGCCGAUCAGGCACAACCUCAGCUACUGUGGCGUCCGUUCGGUCAAGGGGAAGCAGCCCAAGCACGGGCUGCUAUCUCGGCGGGACUACACAGUGGACGUCACGAUGCCGCGAGGACCUCCCCGGCAACUCGAGAAGACGGACUUCCAAGUAACGGACACCUUCAAGUUGCUCCUGGGAGAGGGAGUUCUCCUGAUCGUGGACGAGAUGCAGCACCUCAAGAACGUCUCGUCACAGUUUGCCGCCUGCCAAACACUGAUCAAGGCGGUCACGGAUUCGUACGAGGCCGGGGGGCGCUCGAGGGCGCUCUUGCUGUCCGGAAGCCCAAUCGACAAGCAGGAGCAAGCCGUCACUCUCUUUCGGACCCUGAACGUCAUGCAGCACCCCGAUCUAGGUCCUGAAGCCGAACCUCUCGAGCACGAUGCCGCCCUUGCGCUGGCCGGUACUCUGCUCAAACUCAAUGCAUUCUACCGGAUUGACGACGAAGAGGAUCGGAAGGCCCUGUCGGCUGGCGUGCAAGCCUUAGAGUACGCCGUCCAUUACGAUCGACGGACGGGCCGAGUGAGCAUGGCCGAGGGGGCUGAUUCACUGCGUGCCCUGUGCGCUGCCCUGGUGAAGAUCGAGAGCUCCAAGGUUCGAACGUUCGCCCGGGUGGCUCUCAAGGCGCUACGGUCGAACUCUCAGCAGAAGGUUGUCAUUUGCGUCAACUACAACGACUCCCUGCAAAGCCUGCAGGACUUAUUAGCUGCUUACUCGCCGCUGGUUCUGAACGGCGCGGUGCCUAAGCAAGAACGGAAGCACAUCAUCGACAAGUUUCAGCUUCCGGCCGAUGAGCACAGGGUGCUGCUGGGGAACGUCUCCGUCUGCUCAACGGGCAUAGACCUGGACGACAAGGACGGUGCGUGGCCCCGGCUGGCGUUGAUCAGCCCAAACUACAGCACUCUGACUCUGUAUCAGCUGGGCCACCGUUUUCAACGGAUGGACACCAAGUCGGAGGGGACAGUGCAUAUGGUAUUUGCAAAACAUGCGCAUGAGUUGCCGAUCCUCAAUGCUCUCUCGAGAAAGGGUGCUGUCAUGAGAGAGACGACGCCGGAGCAGGUGAAUGCCGGCAUCAAGUUUCCCGGUGACUUCCCAAGUUGGGUCGAGGAAGAUCUGGAGACCUCGCUCAUGAGGAGUGGAUUCAAGGGAUUCAAAGCGAACAGGGAGCGGCGCAAGUGGGCACGAAGUGCGAAAGGGAUCAAGGGGUUCAGACCUGACUUCAUCUUUGUCGGCAAGGACUUUGUGGUCAUUCUCGAGGUGGACGAGGAUAUGCACCGCCACUACGAAUGUCGUGCGAGGCUCAACCCUUCCGAAGGCCGCAUCAAGAUGCUAGAAGAGACAAUGAAGUGGGCGCUCUCAAUGGGAGACGCUGUCAAGGCAGCACAGGACGCAGGGCUCAUUCUCGCUUAUCACGGGUAUUCGGACGGCAGGAGGGCCGAGCUUCACAAGCAGAUGGUCAGGCAGAACGGCUUUGCAUACGAGACCAUUGUUCUGUAA